UGCAAUGCUGCAAAUCCUCUCUCAAUGCUCUAAUGGCUACUCUUUGUCACUUGUCAAGCUUCUCCGCUUGCAUUCCUCUUAAGCACUACGCUUUUCAUCGUCCUCUCUCGCUCCAGCUACACGAACCACUUCUUGAACUGCAAACCCGUCGACGCCCAUCUUCUUGCGCGAGCAAAUCACUCGUCUCUGCUUCUUCUGGCAAGAAACCGAGGGCAAGAAAGAAGGUGAAGAGUAAUGCAGAACUCUGCAACGAUAUUCGGGAGUUCAUUUCCAUGGUUGGACUUCCCCAAGGUCACGUGCCGUCCUUUAAGGAGCUUUCGCAGCAUGGAAGGCAAGACCUUGCAAACAUUUUCAGACGGAGAGGAUAUAAGCUAAUUAAAGAACUUCUCAUGGACUCAUCAAAUGUAGAAUCCAAUAUGGAGAUUAGUUCAUAUGAAAAUCGGAAUGAUACUGAUCUAUAUGAAAUUGAAUCAACAGGUCUGUGUGAAAAAGUGAUUGAGCUGGCUGAAGGUGUGCCACUUUUGGAAGGUCAGGAUGAAGAUGUAAAUUGUGUUCCAGCCCUCAACUCUGCUAUACAAAUUUGGGGAUUUGGAGAAUCUUCAACAGGAUCAUCGUUGCAGGAAAAGGCAGCAAACUUUGUCCAAAAUGGAGAGUUGGAUACAAUAGAAAUUGAAGAUAUGGAGCUGCUUAUUGAGUCUCAUAUGGAUAAUAGCAUCUUGAGCAAGAACAGUACUGAUGAAGGAAAAACAUGCAACAUGGAAAACAAAAUGGGCGUUCAAUCAACUGCUCCAAUCGUGGAAAGUUCAACUAAAACAGAUACUGGAAGUAAUGCCACAUCAGUAUCAAAUGGAAGUACCUUGAAAUCCAAACAUGGUGCUUCUCCAACAACAGAAACAAACCUACACGGGAAUAACCUUUUGCCAACUGAAGGACUGAAAGACACAGGAUUGGAUGUUGAGGCAUGCAAAAGGGGCAAUGAAGUUGAAAUAGAUGGCUUGAAAGUAUUGCUGCAUCGGAAGGAGUUGGAAUUGGCUCAAUUGAAAGAACAGAUUGAGAAGGAACAGAGUACCUUGUCCAUUUUGCAAACCAAGGCAGAAACAGAGAUCAGUAAAGCUCAAAAAUCUAUUUCAGCAAAAGAUGCAGAGUUACAAGCUGUUGAGGAAAGCUUAUUGGGUCUAAAAGAGGUUCAGGUUAAGUACUGGGUGAAUGGAGACAAUGUCGAGGUGGCAGGUAGCUUCAAUGGGUGGGAUCAUCGAAUUAAAAUGGAUCUACAUCCUUCAUCUAGUGCCAUAAACUCCCUCGAAUCAAGGAAAUCCAGAUUAUGGUCAACAGUGUUGUGGCUUUAUCCUGGGGUUUAUGAGAUAAAAUUCAUUGUUGAUGGCCAUUGGAUGAUUGAUCCCCAGAGAGAGUUCAUUACCAGAGGUAACAUACAAAACAACAUCCUCAGAGUUGACGGAUGAUAUUCAGAUGGAAGGAUACUUGCAUGAUAUUUGUCUACUCCAGCUGAGGUUAGAAGUAUGGAUGCUCUAUGCUGUCUGAUGUUAAAGAUCAAGCUCAAUUUCUAACAUGCAUGAACACGUCAUCUACUGUCUAGUGUGAACACGGUCACCAACACUGCAGGACCUUGUACAGACUACAGAAAAAUGAAUUUGAGAAUAAACUUGCACUUCCCUGUAUACUCCAGAAAAUGAAUUUGAGAAUAAAUUGACCUUUUUUUUAAUGGGAAAACCAUUUAAUUGGCAUCUUUUAUUCCCCUGCUGUCUCUUCUAUGGCUUCUAUUGCAUUAUUUCCCCUGUUUAGAUACUAGUAUACUGUUUUUUCUUUCUACGGUGCUUAAGAGCGGCUACAUUUGAAGCUCCAUUGCAACCU
This is a messenger RNA of Telopea speciosissima, 1869 nucleotides long. Its product is annotated as protein PTST homolog 3, chloroplastic. Lineage: Eukaryota; Viridiplantae; Streptophyta; Magnoliopsida; Proteales; Proteaceae. The coding region runs from base 33 to 1460 and encodes 475 amino acids. The transcript has 14 exons. The record is from RefSeq and is a predicted model, not a curated record.